UCAAUCGUUGCAAUCCCACAGUGCACAAGUGCAUUUCCCAGCAGAAUCUGUUUUCCCAAUACUUCAGAGCUUGACAGCAGAAAGCCAACAUCAAACAAAAUGAAAUCCUUCAUCGCUCUGUGUGUCCUCCUGUUCGUUGCUGCCGUCUACGGAGCUGAGGAAACCAAGACGACCGAGAAGCGAGGAAUCUACGGGGGACUCGGCUACGGUUAUGGCGGAUAUGGUCUGAGUCACGCCGGAUACGGUCUGGGAUACGGUGGAUACGGUCAUGGUCUGGGCUAUGGAGGAUACGGAUACGGUGGAUACCCAGGCUACUUCGGACAUGGUGGAUACUACGGAGGAUUUGCUGGACACGGCUACCCAUACGGACUCGGAGGAUACUACGGAGGUCUGCACUAAAGAGGUGGUGUGUUCCAGCGAUGUUCGCGCAUCUCCAUGUGAUAUGGUCCCCAAACUAAGGCUGUUCCUUCCCAAUAACAACUCCCAACCCCGAAUCAUCCGACUUCUCUCGAAAACAACAUGAUCUUAAGUUUGUGUACUUUUGAGCCUAACCAAGAGGCGAAGACUUACGAAUGAAUCGAUUCCAAAAAGAAGCUCGAGCUUUCUUCAAGAGACCACCGUUAGAGAUUCGACGUAAUUUCCCGUACGUAUACUCACUUGAUAAGCAAAUAUGUGCUAUUUCGUCGCGGAAACAAAUAGUGUCUCAAAAUUUGCUGUCUGUAAAUAAUCGACGACUUUUACUACUAACUUCUCGUGCUACAUUUAUUUCAUACAUUUUAGCCUAUAGAACUUGUACAGUACAAUAAAAGUUACAAAUAAUUGAA
Molecule: messenger RNA, 824 nt
Organism: Uranotaenia lowii
Lineage: Eukaryota; Metazoa; Arthropoda; Insecta; Diptera; Culicidae
Product: glycine-rich protein-like
Exons: 3
Coding region: 100-399 (99 amino acids)
Source: RefSeq, a predicted model, not a curated record